Molecule: messenger RNA, 5142 nt
Organism: Pocillopora meandrina
Lineage: Eukaryota; Metazoa; Cnidaria; Anthozoa; Scleractinia; Pocilloporidae
Source: the annotation of a GenBank genome assembly
AGGACAAAGCGAAGAAAUGCAAGGCUACUUUCGGAAGAAAAAGAUGUCAGAGUAAGUGCAGUGAAAGUUGGCAAUAAUUUUUUUACGUUUUUAUAUUUUGUUGAAAUGUCAACAAUGUUCUUCGCUGCUUAUUCAAACUGAAACCGUUGCCUUCCUCUUCAAUUUUAGGGAUCAAGGGCGAAGAUAGAACGAGUCUGCGCUCCGGCUGACUACAAGAUAAUGGAAGGUAUAUAUAGCGAUGAAUCUGUAGCUAUAAAUUCGACGGAAAGUUAAGUUCAACUGUUAGUAUGUCGAAAUAAUCAUCUCUAACGAGGAGUUUCAACAAAAGUCAGUUACGCACUGUUGCCUAAGACCUCUUGUGUCACUGAGGGAAAAAAAUCAAUCGCAUCAAACUUUGUUAAUUUCGGUUCAGCAACACCAGUUAUCUUUUUGCCAAAUUAUUGCCCGUUGUUCUUGAAGUGGUUAAAAGUGCAAACAGUUGCCCCUCCGGCAAUCUAAGGGUAAAGGAAUAUUAUUACAUAAAGGGAAAGCAAUGUUGCAUAUCUAAUAAGCUCGUCAUAAAAAGAUUGAUUAUCGCGGUUUUUCUUUAAAUUCUUUGGUUUUUGUGCUUAUUGCCGGAGAGCAAAAGACCAUGGUGAAAUAAAAAAUUUGUUUUGUGCUUAUCUACAGAAAUGGUUGUUAAACCUAUAAUCAGUUGAAAAUAUUUCAAGUUUAAAAGCCUUCUUAUCGAAAUUUACAUCCCCGUUUCAGGGCGCGCUAUCUUCUAGGGCAUGUUAUGCGACAGCCCGUUCAGAAUCACUGCAAAUUUUCUCCGCAACGAUGUUGCGCAAGUGCUGUUACAUUGGUGUGUUAGAUUAAAAUCUUCUUAUAUUGAGCAGAACUCAUAGAAGACCCGGUAAGCGAAGAAAAUGAGCGCAGGAGGAGAGCUUUUGAAAAGUGGACUGAGGAGUCACACGAAGAGUUUGCAAAUGGGUAAAUAUCUAUCGACUACGAGCAUAUAUUACUGACUUUGAGAGAAUGCUCAGAAACACGGAACAAAGAAAUAAUCUAAGUUCCCUAUAUGAGGAUCCCGACCCUUGACCCUUUCGUGAGCUAAGCCAUACGCUAUUUUUAUGAACAAAAAGUGUCCAGCGUGGUGUUACGAUCAGCUUCGUCAAAGGCUAAACGCGGUUUAAGGAGAAACCUACACUUCAGGUGUCUAUGACUCGCGUGGAAAGCGUGAGGUGAGAACUUGGAGAGGGCGAGGGGAGAGUCACGCGUGAGGGAAGUAGCCUCCUCCCGCAUAAAGAAUGCAAACAGAAAACAAACAAACAAACAAAUGACAUAUGUUGUAAAAGUCAUCUUUGUAGUCGAGAUUUCAAGGGUCUGGAAGAUAGUAAAUGAGUAUGACAAAACGCAUUGCUAUUUUUUCUUUUUAAAUAAUACUGUUUCACCAUAACAGAGAUAGUUAAUAUUUAAAAAAAUAGUUAUCUCAUUUAUUUGCAGACUGGCUGUACAUGGAAAGAAAUUCCGCAAAGUGGCUGACCAUCUUCCAGAAAUGGUAUGUAUGGCCCUGUAAAAGUUAUUAACCUGAUUCCGUUCGUGCUAAUCGUCAAACAAUGAUAUAACAUAUUUCCAAAGAAUUCAGUAAUUUGAGAUUGCCCAAGAUGCAAACGCUAGCUUUGGCCAAACUUUUCUUGGUGAGAAAUUUAUCUUUCCGUGAGGAGUCUAAAAUUAACCUGAGAUUUCAUUCAGUUGUUGCAAUUGCUUAGACCCCGUGAAAAAAAAUCUUUGAUUGGAAAGGGAUUCUUUCUUAAAUUGCAUUAGAGUCCUACGUCUAGAUAACAAUUAAGAAUAACAUUUUGAAACGCAUUUCGGUUCUUAGCCGUUUUUUAAUGAGUUCCUCGCCCCAAUCUCAGAUAAACCUCUCCCUGUGCCAUGAAAGGUCUGGGUACGAGACUUCCCCCACCCUUGUCCUAAAGCCCGUUGGAGCGUUUACCAUACUAUUUGAUACCGAGUGUCCUUCGGUUGUUUUUCAGACUGUAGCAGACUGUGUAGAACAUUACUACAUGACCAAGCCCUUUGAUUUCAAUUUUGAGGAUGUGAGUACAAAGUUAACGCGGUGACUUAGGGCACACAACGGCCAAUCAGAUCAAAGGUAGACAUGACAAGAAACCAAUGAGAAUUCAAUGAGUAAAAAGAACUAAAGUUAGCCGACCUCAAGCGCGGGAAAAUGCAAGAGACUACGCCACGAUUGAUCUAUGUUUGCAUCUAAUUGGUUCAAGAGAUGGCGCGAGUUUUCCAGACCAAUGACAGAGCGUGGUGACACAAAAUCUGGGCAAUUCCUGAUCACUUCCGGUGGCAAAAAUAGAUGGUUGCAUAAAUAUAUGAAUAAACAAAUAAAUGUUUAAAUUGUUAUUUAAUCAAAUUGACCGUGCAGAAAAGUAUUUAACUUGAUAUUCAUUUAUCUCACUUUCUGUUGUUUUACAAUCAACAGUGGCAGGCUAAUGAAAAAGCCAAAGACGACGGUUUAGAGCCUUCAUCAAUAGAGUGCAAAGGGAGCUCUUCCGAAGGGGCUGGAGCAUCAACUACAUCUGAGCCCCAGCCCAGCUCUCCUGUAAGUGAACUAUCGGACGCAAUAAGAGAGGAGAAACUUAACAUUUCUGAGAAGACAGAUUAAAUACCGAUGACUGAUACAAACUUUCAAAUGGUAAUCUGUUUUUAAGCUAUGUCGAUAAGUUUCAAGCGAGGAAAUAUCAAAUAAACCUUUGCUUAUCUAAUAAAAUCAUGAAUGAUCAGGAAGAACGAAGGUCGCGGAAACGUAAGUGUUAUGUACAAUCUCAUUUGGCUACAUUAAGCCGCCUUUCGACUAAAAGAUUACACACAUGGAGUCAAAAUUUUCGAUCGAUAGUGAAUACCUAGCCUAGUGAUCUUUUCAAAUUACAACCCUUUUGAUCUUGUUGAAAAGUACCCCUGUGGCUCGGGAGGGGGGUAGCAGGGGGGAAAACCCCGAUAGGAUUCUUCCCACAUAAUCAUUAGUGUCACCGGAAAGACUCCACUGGCCUGGCCGAGGAGCGGGAGUAGCAUGGAGGGAAAAACUUUGUGGAAUUUUUCCCUCAUUGGUUUUAUUUAGAGAAGAGAAACUUUAGCGAGAGAUUUAAGGUCAGAAAUCUGUAACAUCUAUUCAUGUUCAGGCAUUCAAGGCGUAAUUGCUAAAACGGGACAUCUGAAACGAAACUACAUCGUAAUCUGAUGCAAUGUUGCCCAGUUCCCCCUCGUCCAAACAUGUACCGCCUUGCAGGUUUCAUCAAUUUAUUGAAGUUGCCAGUUUGCAUCGGAUCAGUGAGGUUUUUUCGUUGUUUAAUUACGAGAAUGUCAAUAGCAGCCGUUAGAAGUGUCGAGGGCGAAGACUAUUUAAUAAUUUCUUUCACCUUUGAUGGUAAAGAUCGAAAAAUGCAGCGCAGCAAGAAUGAAGUCCUGUCGAAGGCUUUGACGAGAAUCGAACUUUCCUCGAAGAAGAAAGCGAAAAAGGUGAAAAGGAGUGCUGAUUACAACGAAAUCGGCGGCAGUUUAGAAGGAAAUACGACUCUCUGGUUCAAUGGUCAACCAGUCGACUCGAGUCUUACCAAUGAAGCCGCUUGGAAGGAUGGAGCAAUAUUGAAGAUCGGAUCAGAAGCUUUCACUGUGGAGAUAAAUCCUCCGACGGUCACUUCUCUCAUUCUCCCCACUAAUAUGAUGUCAGGAUUCCCUGUAAUGCCUUCUCUUCGAAUGGAAUUUGGCGACAAACAGUUUUGUCGCUAUAAAUGGUUUAAAUCCUCAAAUCAUAGUGACGAACAGGCAAGUUCAGUACCAGCUUCCUCACAAGAAGUCUUGAGCUGGGAGGAAGUUGGGAAUGACUUCUUGUACACUCCUUCUGUACUUGAUGUUGGAUGUUAUCUCAAACUAGCUUGUGCACCAGGAAAUGCCGAGAAAAUCAGUAGCAUCACAUCCGAAGCAACAACUUCUGUAACAGUUGCUGCAGGCCCAGGAACAUGCCCCUUUGAUGCCAGACACAUGUACACUAAAAAGAAAACUGCUGACUCCAGCACAUUUAGGGUUUUGUCAUAUAACAUCCUAGCAGAGGCAUAUUCCAAGGAAGAGUUUGCGCAGAAGAUUCUGUUCCCAUAUUGUCCACCAUACGCUUUGGACAUUAAUUAUCGUCAGCAGUUACUGCUUAAGGAAAUUCCUGGCUACAAUGCAGACCUUAUUUGCCUUCAAGAAUGUGGGUCGAAAUUGUUUGAACAUAAUUUAAAACCUGCUCUUGAAACAAUGGGGUUUAGAGGUCUUUUACGAUGUAAAGCUGGAGAGGUUCCAGAAGGAGAAGCCACAUUCUUCAGAGAGAGCAAGUUUGCUUUGAUAAGUCAGCAUGACAUUGUGUUAAAUGAAGCCCUCCUCGAUGAUCCUGCUCAAGCAGUAGUCUUAGAUCAUGUCUCAGCCAUUCCAAUUUUACGUGAAACUUUGCAGAAGAGAAAUGCAGUGGCUCAAGUUUCAAUACUCAAAGUUUUGGGUAUUGACAAUCAAUAUCUCUGUGUAGCUAACACACAUCUUUACUAUAAACCAACUUACCCUCAUAUAAGGUUGCUUCAGGGUGCAAUCAUUUUAAAUCACUUGCAGGAAGUCAUUUCACAGUUCACUUCUAACAGCAUGAGCAGCAAUUCCAAUAAGCAAGAGAUUCCAAUGAAUACCACCAACGCAGCCGAUUGUGAGUCCCUCCAGGUAACUAAAGAUGGAAUGCAUGAUCAGCCACAGAUUGCUGUGAUAUUCUGUGGUGAUUUUAACAGUCUGCCAAGAAGCGGAUUGGUUGAACUUCUCACAACCAGUCAUAUUGAUUCUUUACAUCGAGACUGGACAGUAUGUGAGGAUAAGGAAGAACAUUGCACAACCUUAAAUAUCAGCCAUGAUUUUAAUCUUUUGUCAGCAUGCAGUUUUCCUCCAUUUACAAACUACACCGGUGGUUUUAAAGGAACAUUAGAUUAUAUUUUUGCUGAUGGAAAGUACCUUGAAGUGGAAUCAGUUCUUCCCUUGCCAAGUGAGGAGGAACUAUCAUGGCAUUUGGCAUUGCCUUCUGUUGUCAUGCCAUCAGAUCAUUUGGCAUUGGUCUGUGAUCUUAAGUGGAAGUUGUGA